AUGGGCAUGGCAAUCAAAGAAUCCGGUGUUCUGCGGGAGAAAUUCUUCAUCACUACGAAAAUCACUGGUACCCAAGUAGUCGACACUCAAGCUGCCUUUGAAGAAUCUCUGAAGAAGCUCCAGCUUGAAUAUGUCGAUCUGUACUUGAUUCACGCUCCAUUUUUCGCCAAUACUCCUCAAGAACUACAGAGUAAAUGGGCGGAUAUGGAAGCUAUUCAUGCAUCUGGAAAAGCCAAGUCUAUUGGCGUGUCUAACUUUCUACAAAGGGAUCUGGAAGUGAUUUUGGAAACAGCUAAGAUUGUUCCUUCCAUCAACCAGAUUGAAUAUCAUCCUUACCUUCAACACGUAUCCCUGAUUCCUUAUCACCGCGAAAAGAAUAUAGCAAUAGCCGCCUACUCUCCUUUGACGGCGGCCGUCAAAGCUUCUCCAGGACCGUUAGAUAGUACUUACGCCGACCUAGCUAGAAAAUAUGGUGUAACUCCUGGAGAGAUAGCUCUGAGAUGGAUUAUUGAUCAAGGAAUGGUAGCAUUGACUACGAGUGGAAAUGAGCAGAGAUUGAGAGCCUAUCAGAAGAUUAGUCAGUUUAAGCUAACACCAAAGGAGGUGGAGGAGAUUGCUAGAAUUGGUAACGAGAAGCAUUAUAGGGGUUUUUGGAAGAAUAAGUUCGCGCCGGAUGAUAGGUCAUAG
Messenger RNA from Sclerotinia sclerotiorum 1980 UF-70, 687 nucleotides. RefSeq lists its product as hypothetical. NCBI's taxonomy places the organism in Eukaryota, Fungi, Ascomycota, Leotiomycetes, Helotiales, Sclerotiniaceae. Gene Ontology annotation, molecular function: oxidoreductase activity. The record is from RefSeq and is a predicted model, not a curated record. The transcript has a single exon. The coding region runs from base 1 to 687 and encodes 228 amino acids.